GAACCCUCUUUCUCUUCGUCCCUCCUCCGUCCUGCAUUUCAAGUAUUCCCCUCAACAGUAUGUCAGUUUCUGCGAUCCUUACCGUCACCGCCUCCGAAUAUGGGAACCGCACAGGCAACGUAAUCGAUCCCGCCCAGGCCAAUUUUGACACCGUCGUCUUUUGGUUUGCCCUUGACAAACUGCGACGUCAUCGUCACUGGAAACUAGACGGCCAUGUACAUUUCGUAUACCGCGGCGCAACGUCGGAGACGCCACGUCCGUCUAUGGAUAAUGUGAUUCUUACCCCUCCGACAACGGUCAAUUUGACAGGACGGCAUCGUGCGAUUUUUACAGCCAUAAGAGACCCCCAUAUACAGGAAGACUGUUUUCUUUGUCACAACUCUCGAAGUAUUCCCGGCUGGCAUGCUUUUGACACCAUGAAAGCUGCCGAGACUGAGAGCCAAGAGGAACCGGCUCCGGCCACUGAAGUUAAACCUACUCUGGCGGUGGGGUUUGUACGGAGAAUGUCCGAAACCGCCGUGCAGGAUAUUAUUCCUGUUAUCCAAAGCAUAGCCGGCACCCCGGGUGCGGUAGCCAGUGCAGUUGCGGAUACGUUUCGUCACCCUAUCGGAACGUUGCAAGAAGUCCAAGCCGCCGUGCAGGAUAUUCUUCCUGUUAUCCAAGAUAUAGCCAGUUCCCCGCUACAGGUGGUAACUCAAGCGUACGACAACGUAUCUGCCACAGCUACCAGGCUUGGUGCUCUGAGGAUCAGUGCAACGGAACCUUGGAGUUUUCUCGACGACCUUGUUGAAGAUACUGGGGCAGAAGACCCAGCCGAAUCGGACAAUGAAUUUGAAGACGCUCUUCCAUCUGCCCCCAACAUCAGUGCGGAUUUGCAGGUGUUGUUUACGUCGCUGACCACGUUCAUCGACCAUCGUCUCGGAAGACUCCGGAACGAUAUUGGGAGUUUGUUUGAAUACGUUGCACGAGGCCAAAUCUUGACUCGUGUUCAGAGCAUUUUCGGCAUUGAGACAAUGAACCCGGAGGGAGUCAGAGUGCAAGGACGGGAAUUCACAUGGGAAGAUAAUAUGUCCUCUUUCCGACUACUUUGGACGGCCUUAACACAAAAGUAUCAAGCGCAAUGGGGAACGAACGAAAUCCCUGUCAAGUCUAGACCUCGGAGCCUUGAGAUAAACUUUUUGUACUUUUGCUAUCAUUCCGGCACGCCAGGCAAACCCAUAAUUUCCCCACCUACGGCUGUUCCACGCACCCCUCUUGACCAAGACUUUGAGGCGUCCCGUUCGGUAACCGGCAUGUCAGCUAUAAUGAAGGCCGUCGGAAAACAAGAACCCAACGUAGUCAUGGUCGGAGAACUUACCACGAGCGAACUCCUUCUAAAUAACAAGGCUACAAGAAGAAAGCUUGGACAAUUGGAACGUGGGCGCCCGUGCGUUCCGUGACGAGCUGUUUGGACCCGAUGGAUUUGGGUUAUCAUUUCCCAUACUUGCGCGAAUGAGUAGGGAAGAAAGGUUUUUGGUAUUGCCCCCGUGAAGUUGUGUGUGUGCAUGUAGUUAGUUCUAAACACGGGAUAUGUCCUUUGCGAGAUUGUACAACAAUAGUUUUUUGGUUACUUCCUGCUCCUCUUGUUUUCUUAUACUCUAUACUCUGGCAAA
Fimicolochytrium jonesii is the source of this 1652-nucleotide messenger RNA. RefSeq lists its product as uncharacterized. NCBI's taxonomy places the organism in Eukaryota, Fungi, Chytridiomycota, Chytridiomycetes, Spizellomycetales, Powellomycetaceae. The record is from RefSeq and is a predicted model, not a curated record. Bases 60 to 1439 code for a protein of 459 amino acids. Gene Ontology annotation, molecular function: heme binding; electron transfer activity. The transcript is spliced from 5 exons.